AUGGCCACAUUCGUUGGUCUUCUUCUUCUUCUUCUUUGUCCGCUGCUGCGCUCCUGUGCAGCAGCAUCGGCGGGAGUAGGACACACGCUGGGCGCCGGGUCCUCCCUGUCCGUGGAAGACCACGACCGGCCCUUCCUGGUGUCGCCGGACGCCACCUUCUCAUGCGGCUUCCUCCCAGCCGGGAAGAACGCCUUCUACUUCUCCGUCUGGUUCACCGCGGCCACGGACCGGACCGCCGCCUGGACGGCCAACCCCGGCGCCCCCGUCAACGGCCGGGUCUCCCGCAUGUCCUUCAGCGCCGACGGCAAGCUGUCCCUCGCCGACGCCAACGGGACGACCGUGUGGGACAGCAAGAACGCCGGCAACAAGCACUUCACCGUCUCCCUUCUCGACACCGGUAAUCUCCUCGUCGCGGACCCCUCCUCCGGCCGUGCCGUGUGGCAGAGCUUCGACUGGCCCACGGACACCCUGCUCCCGUCGCAGCCGCUGACCAAGGACACGAGGCUCGUCGCCGGCUACUACUCCCUCUACUACGACAACGACAACGUGCUGCGGCUCUUGUAUGACGGCCCGCAAAUCGCCAGCAUCUACUGGCCUGACCGGGAUAUAGGCGUGUUCGGGAGCGGCCGGACCAACUACAACAGCUCACGCAUCGCCGUCCUCGACGACACCGGCGUGUUCCUCUCCAGCGACAACCUCCGAGUCGAGGCCUCCGACCUGGGCGCCGCCGGCGUCAAGCGGCGGCUAACCAUCGAGCAGGACGGAAGCGUGAGGAUGUACAGCCUGGACGCCGCCGGCGGAUGGGCGGUCACGUGGGCUGCCGUGAAGCAGCCGUGCUCCGUCCACGGGCUGUGCGGCAAGAACGCCGUCUGCGAGUACCUGCCGUCCCCACGCUGCUCCUGCGUGGCGGGGUACGAGAUGGUGGACCGCCGGGACUGGAGGAAGGGCUGCAACCCCACCUUCAGCCUCCCCGCCGCCACCGCCACCAACUGCAGCACGUCGGAAAAGCGGUUCACGUUCGUCAAGGUGGCCUCCACUGACUUCUACGGCUACGACAUCGGGUACAACAGCUCCGUCACGUUCGAAUAUUGCGAGAGCAUCUGCUUGAGCAUGUGCUCCUGCGCCGCCUUCGCCUACAAGAAGGAUGGCACCGGCCAGUGCUACCCGAAAGGGGUCCUCUUCAACGGUUACACGUCGUCCACCGCCCCCGGAAACAUAUAUCUCAAGGUGCCCACCGACCUCAACGCCUCGGCACCGCCGCCGUCCAUGGCCCUCGACUGCAGUCUUGAUGGCUUUGAUACGGCCAUCGACCCGCCAACGUACGUCGACACGUAUGGGGCACUAAGAAGCGGCCCCAACUUGUCCUACCUCUUCUGGUUCGCCGCGGUGCUGGGAUUUCUCGAGCUACUCUUCGCCGCCACGGCAUGGUGGUUCAUGUCUGGCCAGGAGAGCAUGCCCAGUUCGCUGGAGGCAGGCUACCGGCUGGUCAUGGGGACCCAGUUCAGGAGGUUCACGUAUCGAGAGCUCAAGAAAGUGACCGGGGACUUCAACGAGGUGCUCGGCCGCGGCGGCUCCGGCGUGGUGUACCGCGGCGUGCUUGACAAGACCACCGUGGUGGCGGUGAAGGAGCUGACAAACGUGCUGCAGGGCGAGGAGGAGUUCUGGGCGGAGAUGACCGUGUUUGGGAGGAUCAACCAUAUCAACCUGGUGAGGAUCUGGGGGUUCUGCUCCGAGGGAAAGCACAAGCUGCUGGUAUACGAGUACGUGGAGAACGGGUCGCUCGAUAGGCACCUAUUCAGCGAGGACAGCAGCAAGGCGCUGGCAUGGAGAGAGCGGUUCAAGAUCGCGUUGGGCGCGGCCAAGGGCCUAGCCUACCUCCACCAUGAGUGUCUAGAGUGGGUCAUUCACUGCGACGUCAAGCCGGAGAACAUCCUACUCACUCGAGACCUCGACCCAAAGAUCGCCGACUUCGGGCUGUCCAAGCUGUCCGGGAGGAAAGCCGUCGGCGACGGCGUGCAACUCUCCCAGAUGAGGGGGACGACGGGGUACAUGGCACCCGAGUGGGUGCUGGGCCUGCCGAUCGACGCCAAGGUCGACGUGUACAGCUAUGGUAUCGUGCUUCUGGAGAUCUUGAUGGGAAGCAGGAUAACAGAACAGAGGACUGUGGACGGCAAGGAGCGGCUACAGAUGAACCAGAUCGUGCAGGCGCUGAAGCAGGUGGUGGCGAGCGGAGACAUCAUGUCAUUGGUGGACAGCAAGCUGAACGGACAGUUCAACCCUCGACAGGCCAUGGAAAUGUUGAAGAUCUCCUUGUCAUGCGUGGAGGAGAGGAGCAGCAGGCCGGCCAUGGACGACAUCUUCAAGGCUCUUAUCGCGUGCGAUGACGAGGACGAACACCCUGCGUACUUGUCGUGA
Messenger RNA from Triticum turgidum subsp. durum (durum wheat), 2415 nucleotides. NCBI's taxonomy places the organism in Eukaryota, Viridiplantae, Streptophyta, Magnoliopsida, Poales, Poaceae. The record is from the annotation of a GenBank genome assembly.